Oryzias latipes (Japanese medaka) is the source of this 4542-nucleotide messenger RNA. RefSeq names its product proline rich 5a (renal) (gene prr5a). NCBI's taxonomy places the organism in Eukaryota, Metazoa, Chordata, Actinopteri, Beloniformes, Adrianichthyidae. Gene Ontology annotation, biological process: TORC2 signaling. Gene Ontology annotation, cellular component: TORC2 complex. The record is from RefSeq and is a predicted model, not a curated record.
GAUCGUUUCAUGUUACAGGGAGCAGCACCGGGAUCAGGAACGAUGCUUGAUGGACUCCGGCGGAGGCACGCCUCCAGGUCCUCCCCCAGACCCCUUUCCCUCAACUUCAGCACCUUCUCGGCUCCUCCCCCGAGCCCAGACAUGGACAGCAGCAGCGAGCAUCCAAUCAGGAGUGGAUUUCAAUAACCAGACCAGCUGAGCAUCUCCAGCAAACACGCAAGCCCUCCUGAUAACGAUCUCCUGUUGUGAUUUUUCAUGCAUAGCAUCUGUGUUAAUGUGAAGUUCCCCUUUGAAAUAAAUAGUUUCUCUAUUUUAAGUGAUCAAAAAAGCUCAAAUUGUUAAUUUAGGUCCAAACGUGCACUAAAAAUUAAAAUUAGGCUGCAUCUGAGCUGCUGAAACACUCACCAAUAUGGAGACACUCCUAAAGGAGAUGCCCUAGAUUUAAAGAGAGCAGCAAACCAGGCAGACACACGGUUUCAGCUUCACAGCCCUGUCCACCCUUUCAUCAACUAAUAAUGAAAAAGGAAAGCAUCAUCCUUUAACUGCUUCAUGUUGGAAAACUCACAUAUUUAAUCAGGUUGAGAAAUUAAAAAUUUACAUUUUUGUUCCAGAGUUCAGAUGUGAAUUUUCAUCAAACCAUUUCAACAAAUAAUUAACGUAAUCUUCUUGAAAGCCAAAACCUAACACGAUUUUCCAUAAUUGGAACAAAAUUCAAGCAUCAUGGGGUUUUAAGUUGGGAUGCAAAGGAUACAGAUACAGAGAGUAACAACAGUAUUGGUCCAAAGCCACAGAUAAGAUUCUGUUGGUAAAAAGAUAUAAAACUCUGUACUGCCCGACCGGGAAGUAAAUAAUCCGUUUCAGGCGAACUUUAGCAGUUUCUCUUCCUGUUGUGUCUCUACUCUCUUUGUCUUUUUAUGUACAUGUGAUGCAAACAAAAAGACGUCCAAUCACAAGCUUGCUCCUAUCGGGUUAAUUACAAUUGGCAGGAGGUGAACCACAGUCAGGGAUUUGUGUUGUGUGCAUUAAACAUAUUAUAACCUCUUUCUUUUCACAGGACUGCAAACAAUAAAGUCUAUCAUUUUUAAACAUUUAAGACUAUUUAGGAUUUGCUGAAUAUUUAAGACUUUUUGCUUAUGAUAAAAAGUACCAGUAAGAAAAAAAAGAAGACUGUCCCUGUCAAAAUGCAUUUUUAUUCAUAGUUUUUAAAUGUCAAAUGCAUAAUAAAUAAUAUUCAUCGUUAGUUAGUCAGUUUUUAAUCUUUUAAAUAUCAAUUUGUGGACCAUGUAUGGAGAUGUGUGUCAAAUCAUGUUAGAGGGAAGAUACACAGCCCUAGUUUUAAGGCAUAAAGUAUGUUGUGAAGUAUAAGGGAUCUGUCUAAAAUUAAGAUAAAAAUCCCUCCUAUAACUUCAGGACAUUUGAAUUUCCAAACGACAACGUUAUAGUUCUGAGAAAUACUUCCAACCCUGAUAUUAAUCCAAUCUCUGGCUAAUUUUAAUUUGGUUGCUUUUAUUCAACCAGUAAGUUUCUACUAGAGGCGAGAAAGUGUGUGCUAAAAGUAAUAAGAGGAUGUACAAGAACAGUCUUUAACUUUUAUCAAUCUUAAAAAAAGUGACAUGUAGGAAUGAUUCCUGGCUCAACUGUGUCUGCCAUGUUUGCACGCUGCAGUGUUCCUGUCUCCUUCCUUCCUGUUGUGGAGGGACAGGAAAGCCUUCUUUUCUGUCACUGCUUCCUAUCGCCAUUUCAGAGGUGGUCAAUAAACCAAACCACUUCCUCCUCCUCCUCCUCCUUUCAGUCAGUACAGUCACAAGCACAACUGCUUACCCUGCAGUUCCUCUGGCAUCUGGGCUCUGCAUAAAUAUUUGUUUGCUUCAAUGCCCGUAUUGUACUGUCGGAGGCAGAGAGGGAAGAAGAGCUCGUCCCCAGCAGGGUGAGCGCUAUUGUUUUCUGCCGCUCUGAAACCGCAGGCCUUGCAGUGACACUGAUCCUCCUCAAAGCUGGGCUCCGCCCAUCCUGUUCAUACCGGCCCGGCCAUGUCUCACCAUGCACCACUCUGUCCCACUUCUCUUCUCCUGUGUCACCGGCUGCUUAUGCUCUCUUCCCCUCUGGCAUUUUAUUUCUCUUCUUUCCUCUCUGUGUACACCAGUCUGACCUUCUUGUCUUUUCUGCUCAUUUUUCCUCCCUUCAUGUUUACCUCAUGAGGACUUUGCAUCGACUCAAGUUGAUGAGCUCUCCAAGCCUCAGUGAGCUUGCAAAAAGUGAGAAAGGUUCCCCAGAGGACCGAGGGGAAAAGCAGAAGAGGGCAGGAGCCAAUGCCACCUGGAACAGCAUCCACAACGCUGUUAUAGCAGUUUUCCAAAAGAAAGGCCUGGCUGACAAUGAACUCUACACCCUCAACGAAGGCGUGCGGCAUCUUCUGAAGACAGAGCUGGGGUCCUUCUUCACUGAAUAUCUUCAGAACCAGCUGCUGACUAAAGGCAUGGUUAUCCUACGGGACAAAAUCAGGUUCUAUGAAGGUCAGAAGCUGCUCGACUCGCUGGCUGAGACCUGGGACUUCUUUUUCUGCGAUGUUCUCUCCAUGCUGCAGGCCAUCUUUCACCCCGUUCAGGGUAAGGAUCCUUCUGUCAGACAGCUGGCCCUGCUUCAUUUUAGGAACACCAUAGUCCUGAGCGUGAAGCUGGAAGAUGCUCUGUCUCGGCCACGGGCCCGCGUGCCCCCCUCUGUUACACAGAUGCUGCUUAUUCUGCAGGGGGUUCAUGACCUGCAUGGUGUAAAUGAGGAAUACUUGAGAUUGGAGUCUCUGGUUCAGAAAGUGGUCUCCCCAUACCUGGGCACCCAUGGUCUAUAUUCUGGUGAUGAUGAUGACGAGGAUCAUUGCUCUGUUAUGGACAAGCGUUUACCGUGGGGCUGGCCCAAGGAUCAGCAAUCUAAAAACCCUGUGGUACGAUCAAAAAGCUACAACAUCCCUCUGCUGCUCACUCCGGUGGCUGAGUACGACCCCGAUGCCAGCUCGAUUGGUAGCGGAGGAAUCCGCCGCCACUCAGCCUGUGAGAUCAUAUCAUGUCUGGAGGAACCGGGACUGUCCUUCUCUGACCUGACUGCACGGUCUGAAACAGCUGGAACUUCUUCCAACAGGCUGUGUGUCGGCUCUCAAUCUCAAUUCAAUGGUAUUCUACAAGCGGGGGCUGCAGUGAUGGACUUGCCACUGUCUUCUCCCUCCAUCCUUCAUUCCUCUGGAGCUCUUCACGGCACUGAGGCCACAACGACAGUGACUGAUCUGAGUAAGGGGGCCUCCUCCACACCGCCCAGUGAGUGCUCCAGUCCAGAGACCAUAAUAGGACAAAGGCUGGAGUCGACCGACUCGGACUCGGACGGCAUAUUCCUCGAUUUCCCACCUCACUCCUCAGAGGCUGUGGGACGUAUCUGCGACAGCAGGCAGAGCACUGUGUAAAUGCGUUUGCCUUAAGGGAUGCACCCUCCAAAGUGUAUUUCAGAAGGGAAUCCUCUCACGUUAAGUCAAAAACAUUGGUACAAUCUUCCUUACUUUAAACAAGGUAACUAUGAAAAAUCUCUUCCAAGUUAUUUCAAUGGUGGAUUCAUCCUUUUUCAUUUCCCAACACGAUUAGCAGCUGAUAAAAGUGAAACACGACUGGUACUUAGAACGCUGAAAAGGUGUUGCUCAGGAUGGUCUUACAUUUUCACAACAGAAAAUAAUUCAAUCUGCCAUCAACUCAAAUGUACAAGCCAAAGCCUAAGUAAUCCUGCUGAUUUGUUAAUGAACUCCAGUUGCACUGUCUUGAUCAAAUGAGUUUUUAUUCACAGCUAACAAUGUGCCAUGGUGCAUAUGUGUGUAGUGAGCAGCAUUGUUUGCACAAACUUAAAGAUAAGGAAUUUGUUUUUUAAUUUAAUAAUAAGACUUUUGCAUGUGGAAGCCAAAUGUAAGGAGGAGGUGUUCAAAAAAUGAAUGAGCUAAAACAGCUGAAGAGGGAAAGUAUUUCUUGGGCAUAUUAUUCAGCUUCUUUCCAUCUUUAAUUGUAUAAUUUUAAACUAAAAACAUUUCAUAUUCCCUGUUUUUAUGCUUUUUCAUGCCAGCUGUGCUCUGAAUGUCUGUUACAUGGCUUCUUUCCUUAAAAAAUAACAUUUUAUUCCUGCAUUGACUUGGGAGUAGGAGGAAUUCGGUGAUGUUUAUUGUUUACAUUUGACAAAAACAUGAACAUUUCAAUGAAAUGUCUGAUACACUGUAUUUUGCACCACCACUACCAUGUGCAUAAAAGUGCUUCUUUUCUCUUUUAGGACAGUGAGAUAUUGUACAGCAAGCAUUUAACGCAGAAGAAAUUUCAAUAAGGGCUUUGUUAUGGAAUCUUUUUUAAUGAUGUUUUACCUCAAGUGUUUUGUACUUUGCUUUUUUGACAAUCUUUGAUGUUCAUGGAGUUGUACUUUGUAUAAUUUGAUAUACUAGCCCUGUAAAAAAUACAAUUUAGCAAUAUUGACAGAAAUUGGAGAUGUCCUACUUAAAACAACUUAAUAAAAACAGAAUGUUAUUAA